CAUCAACUGCAUUUCAAUGAUCUUUGUGCCACAGACGCGUCCCUUCAGGUCUCUUCACGUCUAACAGAUUGAACUUGGACAACGUCAAGAGACGUUGAGUGCUGAAAGUUAAUCUGUCGUCUCUAACUUCACUUUCCAACAUGCCUCGGCGUAAGAGGAAGUCACGUUUCACGCGUAAGAAAGCAACAAAGGCAAGGUGUAUAAUCGGCAUACCCACCGAUAGCGAAUGGAAAACGAUGCAAAAUUUUGCCUCGUUUGUAGUCGCUGAUGAAGAGGGGGACCCGCAUAAAUUUUCCACUCAAGAAACCGCAUUUAUUCUACCAGAAGGGGUGCUUCCGGACAAAAUGCAUCAUCCAACUGCAUAUUGGAUUGGUAAAAUCAAACAAAUUAGGGCAAGAAACGAAGAAGAUGUAUGGGUUCUCGUACAGUGGUUCUGGUCGCCUCAGGAAGUCAACUCUGUAAUCAAGUCCUUUUUGAACUCUGUCUAUGUAGAUCAUGCAACUGUCGUGAGAUACGAUGAACGCGCUGUCGACCAAGGGGUGUUCGACUCUGAUGAAUUCUACUGUCGAUUUGACUUGGAAUACCGCGCUCGGAAAAUCCACCCGAAUGUUACGCGUACUGCUUGUUGUUGCGGUGUAUCUUACAAUCCCGAUCGAGACCCAGUAAUGCAUUUCUGCCCGCGUCCAGCUUGCCGCGCAGCCUUCCAUCAAGAGUGUCUGAAAAGACCGACACAAAAAUUAAAUGCAGCUGCCAGGGCCCGAAAGUUUAUCGAAAGUUGGCCCGAUACAGAUGAAAAGCUAUCUAUCGAAGACUUAGUCGGCACACGAUCAUGCCGUAAAAGAAGAAAGGGACUUGAAUCUUCGAUAUCAGAUCCUCUUGAGCAAUUUCCGGAAGAGCUUGUCAAGGCGGCUCAGCAACAGAUUGUAAAAGCGGUGGUGGCGGCUCGCCAACUGAUCUACCGCAGCUUGCUUGACGAUUCUUCUUUACCUACUGACUGGGAGGAUAAGGUGGACGUCGAAGCAGCUAUUCCCCCGAAGAGGAAGAGCUCUCUCGUGUUUGUGUGCCCCCAGUGCCAGAGUCUUAUUUGAUACCAAGGACAUUACGGAGGGCUCUCGCAUUGAUAUGCUACUCAUCCUGCCCAAAUACCGAUACCUUUUCAUUCUGCACAGGCUGCUUAAUCUAGACAACUACUCAUGUAGCAUAUUCACGCCCACACAGUACUAUACUCUGUAUAAAUACAUAGCCAAAUAAAUCGUGAUUGUCAAUCUCC
Messenger RNA from Suillus subaureus, 1270 nucleotides. RefSeq lists its product as uncharacterized. NCBI's taxonomy places the organism in Eukaryota, Fungi, Basidiomycota, Agaricomycetes, Boletales, Suillaceae. The record is from RefSeq and is a predicted model, not a curated record. The coding region runs from base 141 to 1088 and encodes 315 amino acids. The transcript has 7 exons.